UGCAUUGGACAUCGCGGUUGAAUUAACACAUUCUGCAUCACAAGUCUAUUUAAGCAUUCGUAGAGGAAAACUUCCAUGGAUAGUACCACGCUUUGUAAAUGGUAAAGCGCGUGAUCAUAAUCCAUCUCGUUUCUUUGCAUAUUUCAUUUCACCUUCUAUUAGAGGAAAAAUUCUAGAAAACAAUAUUAUUAAAUCUUUUCCAUUUCCCUCUCAUCUAAUGCCUACUGAUCCUAUAAUUGCUACAUAUCCUACUGUAAAUUCUGAAUUUUAUCAGUCCUUCUCAGCUGGUACAAUUAUUGUAAAGCCGAACAUUAAAGAAUUUAAAUCUGAAAAUAAUCAAAUUGAAUUCGUUGAUGGGACUAUCUUGGAGAAUAUUGAUGUUGUUAUUUAUUCUACUGGUUUUUCUAUUGAUCAUCCAUAUUUAGAAAAACAUAUUUAUACUGGUGGUGAUGAAAUUGAACAAGAAUAUGGAAAAGAAUUUCAUGAUAUAGUUUGGUUAUAUAGAUCGAUAUUUCCUCCAAAGUAUCCAAAUAUCGCUUUUAUUGGAUUGACAUUAGGCGCUAAUGCUUUUUUACCGGUUAG
Messenger RNA from Dentiscutata erythropus, 582 nucleotides. NCBI's taxonomy places the organism in Eukaryota, Fungi, Glomeromycota, Glomeromycetes, Diversisporales, Gigasporaceae. The record is from the annotation of a GenBank genome assembly.